AUGGCAAAUGCUGAGGCAGGCAAGAAGAUCUUUGUUCAAAAAUGUGCUCAGUGCCACACAGUGGAAAAAGGUGGAAAACACAAGACUGGUCCAAACCUUUGGGGCCUUUUUGGCAGAAAAACAGGACAAGCACCAGGAUUUUCUUAUACCGAUACAAACAAAAACAAAGAUGUUAUCUGGGGAGAGGAGACUCUGAUGGAAUAUUUGGAGAAACCAAAAAAAAAAAAUAUCCCUGGAACUAAAAUGGUCUUUGCUGGUCUUAAAAAGAAGAGUGAGAGAGAAGAUCUUAUUGAGUAUUUGAAACAGGCAACAUCUUCAUGA
Molecule: messenger RNA, 321 nt
Organism: Kogia breviceps (pygmy sperm whale)
Lineage: Eukaryota; Metazoa; Chordata; Mammalia; Artiodactyla; Physeteridae
Product: cytochrome c 2
Exons: 2
Coding region: 1-321 (106 amino acids)
Biological process (GO): mitochondrial electron transport, ubiquinol to cytochrome c; mitochondrial electron transport, cytochrome c to oxygen
Cellular component (GO): mitochondrial intermembrane space
Molecular function (GO): heme binding; electron transfer activity
Source: RefSeq, a predicted model, not a curated record